This is a messenger RNA of Drosophila kikkawai, 1371 nucleotides long. RefSeq lists its product as uncharacterized. NCBI's taxonomy places the organism in Eukaryota, Metazoa, Arthropoda, Insecta, Diptera, Drosophilidae. The record is from RefSeq and is a predicted model, not a curated record.
UUGUUUUUAUUAAUUUGUGACCAUGGCCAUGGUAAACUUUGUAACCUUUAUACAAGACCUCGCCCAGGAGCUAAUUGUGAACAACAAAACGCACAAGGACUUCAUCAUUGUUGCACGCUUGCUCUCCGACGCAAUCCAGCAUCAGCUGAUCCUGAAUGACUCCAUUUUCCAGCACCUUUUGGACAAACUCCACACAACCGCCACCUACGUGAAGCAUCUCCUCCUUGACAUGCCGCUUAACUUCGAAAUCUUCCUGCCCGUCCGUAUUCCGGUUCCGGUUAUGUGCAGUUUCAACGAAGAACACCGCACGGUUCAGGUUACCGGGUUCCGCACGGAGCAUCCAUUCUUCUUUGGGAAUGCCUUGAGCUUCAAGCGCAUGAAUAUGAUGCUGCAGCAGGAUCUCACUGAAGUCGUGAACGAGAUGAGCAGCAUUAGCGCCUAUGGAGUGAUCUACGAUCUCACCUACAUUGUACAUUGCAGUCACAGCGUGCCCUUCAUCCACAAACUGGCGGCCACCGAGCGUGGCAGCAACGGUGAGCACUGCAUCAGCUUCGAAUUCGUCCUGGCUUUAGUUUUUGAGUCCGUAAAUGUGCCUCUGCCCUCUUAUUACAAUGCCCCCAUUGUGGGCCAAUGGCUGGCCUACGGAAUGGUCGCUGAAGAAGGUUCGUCGACGGACUGGGCGGUUCUGGUACCCAAAUGGAAGACUGCCGGGCCAGCCGUCUGUCUGCGAUCCAUGGGCUCGCAAAUCAUGCUGUACCGCCUCAUGAAAAUCCAGGAGUGCCAGCUCUAUGCCCAGCCCUACUGGUUGAAAUUGAGCUUUUUCAUGGCCACUGAGGCGCUCGGCGAGAAGUACCAGCGGAUAAGUAUAUCCGACAUUAUGUUAAUGAUCCUCUACGAUCAGGUCAUUCGUAAUGUGUACCUGACGGCUUCUGAGCACACCAGUGGCGACAAGCUGCUGUCCAUCAAGAAGCAGCAAAUCCGUGCCCGGGGAAUCUUCAGCAUACUGGACGAUGCAGCGCACAGCAAUCUGAUCACUAGCGAGUUUCUUUUUUCAUUUUUCUCGCACAUGUUCAUUCCCGCCGUUCCCAGCUGCACCAAGUGGAUCAACGAGACGGAUGGCCAAGUCGCCGAAUGACACCCAAGCGUCGAAAGAGCAUGUAGAGUAAGCCAGCCAAGUUCAAUUGACCAGAAGCAAUGAGCUGGGUGCACCUCAAGUGCUUCCUCCUCUGAAAAUCGAGGAAAACUUCAAAUUGCUCAAACAGUUUAAGGUAAGGGGAAUCCGCCUACUCACAGCCAUCGUCUUAGUGUCAAAUCUCAGUAAUUGUACAACUUUAAUUCCCAAAAAAAUAAGUGGAAAUGUCUGAGCGAGGC